This is a messenger RNA of Chelonus insularis, 345 nucleotides long. RefSeq lists its product as uncharacterized. Lineage: Eukaryota; Metazoa; Arthropoda; Insecta; Hymenoptera; Braconidae. The coding region runs from base 1 to 345 and encodes 114 amino acids. The transcript has a single exon. The record is from RefSeq and is a predicted model, not a curated record.
AUGGCGUUGUCAUCAGUCAAUUUGUCUGAUACCAGUGCCGUAGCGCAAACAUUAAUGCAGCUGGAUAGCACGUAUCAGUAUGAUAGAGAAAAAGAAGUCAGUAAAAAAUUGAAACUAUAUAAUAACAAUAACAAUGUACAAAAUCAAAGUCAGCUAAAUUAUCAACCUAAUUCGUUUAAUCACCAUAAUGUGAGUCAUAAUAAUAUUAAUGCAAUUCAAGUUGGAAAUAAUACCCGAGAUAGAUUUAGGCACAGAAAUAAAAAAAAUUAUAGACCGUGGAAUGAGCAAUCAUGUCAUGGUCAUCAGUACAUUCAAUCGCAUCCUAAUCCAGUCAUUUACCAUUGA